AUGAGUGAAAGUCUGGACAAUUCUGCGAUCAAUCAAUUGAUCCCAGAAAUAUUCGAUCAGAUGAGACACAAUGCGGCGCGUACUAGGGAUGCGAAGAAACCUAGCGCGAUGGUUGAGGAGAGCGGAAGCAUAACGACUCAAAGUUUGUUACGUGAGUUGGAGACAUUGGAUAAGGUCAUAGCCACUAUACGGAGUAUAGACAGCGUAGUGAAAGGUGCGCUACCGUCCCACAUGAACAAGAUCCACCAUGUUUGUAAAUCGACGAACAAGAUGCUUGACAAUUGGAUAAACAUACAAUCACAGGCUGGUUAUGCGCACCAUAUCAUGGAUAGUAGGACGGGAUCUAAAACGGGAUCGAACAGUAAUGAAGAAGUUGUAGAACAAUAUAAACAGGAAAUAGCUGAACUACAGAAGUCAAUUAAAAUGGAAGAGGAUAAGUUAAUACCAGCACAAGUGAAAGGUAAUGGCAAUGGACCCACCGGCCAACGACUAUAUGGGAACAGUUAUAGACAACCUACUGGUAGAGUGACAAAGGCUACUGCACUUCGGAAUGCAAGAAAUAGACCAUCUGGUAUACCACAAAUAUCAAGUAGGUUGACAAGGCCCACAGCAAGUAGUAAUUUGAAAAGACAAAGGUGA
This is a messenger RNA of Nakaseomyces glabratus, 639 nucleotides long. RefSeq names its product Duo1p (gene DUO1). NCBI's taxonomy places the organism in Eukaryota, Fungi, Ascomycota, Saccharomycetes, Saccharomycetales, Saccharomycetaceae. The record is from RefSeq and is a predicted model, not a curated record. Gene Ontology annotation, biological process: mitotic cell cycle. Gene Ontology annotation, cellular component: mitotic spindle; DASH complex.